This is a messenger RNA of Elgaria multicarinata webbii, 1077 nucleotides long. RefSeq names its product olfactomedin-like. NCBI's taxonomy places the organism in Eukaryota, Metazoa, Chordata, Lepidosauria, Squamata, Anguidae. The transcript is spliced from 2 exons. The record is from RefSeq and is a predicted model, not a curated record. Gene Ontology annotation, biological process: signal transduction. The coding region runs from base 1 to 1077 and encodes 358 amino acids.
AUGCAUAAAUGGCUGACAUAUAAUGAUGUAUUAGAAAUGUCACAAGAUGAAUGUAAAUGUGAUCAUGAUGGGCUGUUGGGAGUCAGUGGACCAAUUCUGAUGAAGCUCAACUGGAAAGGUUCAAAUUUCAAGGCAGGAUCCUGGGGAAAAGAUUCUGCCAUAGGGACCAAAUCAAAAGACCACUAUUGGGUUUUUCCAGCCAACGAAGAUAAUCGUAUAUGGGAGACCUUCCGUGUAUAUUCCUCAUACAGAAAACUGAUGCUUUAUUAUCCGGUUAUGGAAUUCAGCCUUCAAGGUGCUAAAGACAAAUGUGAAAACUGUGGUCAAGGGGGUGGAGUGAUCUUCUUCAAUGGUUCCUUCUAUUACAACUGCUACAAUAGUAGGGCCCUGUGCAUGACAGACCCUCAUACUAUGCGACUAUUGCGCAAGGAGUUAGAAGAUGAUGAUCCAGCUUCCUUCAAUAAUAUAUUCUCCUAUAAGGGUGUCAAAUUUCAGGAUGUGGACAUGGCUGGCGAUGAAAAGGGCCUGUGGAUGGUUCAUGGUAGUACAAAGGCCAAUGGGAAUAUGGUCAUUAGGAAGGUAAACCCUAACAAUUUGCAGGUAGGUACACCGUGGACCACCUCACAGAAGAAGGUUGAGGUCACCAAUAGUUUCAUGAUCUGUGGAGUGCUGUAUGCCACCAGAAGAGUGAAUGCAACCCAUGAGGAGAUAUUUUAUGCAUUUGACACCAAGACAGACCAGGAACACAAGACACCAGCAGAGUCCAGCAGCACAGCACAGGAAUACAAGAUCCUUAUGGAGAAACCUCUUCCCACUGUGCAGAGUUUGAAUUACAAUCCCAAUGACCAGAAACUCUACAUGUACAAUGAUGGCUUUCUGGUGUAUUACAAUCUGAUAUUCAAACGUCACCGAGCAAGCAGGCCAGGCCAGGCUGUUGGUGCUGAGCAAGGCCAGGAUGUUAACAGUGAGGAAGGACAGGGUCAUGUAAUCAAGCAGGCACAGGCUGGUCUUAGCAAGAAAGAUCAUAAUUCACCUAGUGACCAGAAGAAGAACCUGACAAGCAAGGGAAAUGUCUAG